AGGACGAAAGACUCUGCCGUUGGACGCAGGAUCCCUGUAGCCUCACUUGGUCUGGAAGCCACGGAGGGCGCGCAAGCAGCUACGAGGAGUUCCAGCGCCUAGAUUCGGAGCACGCCAACAGGGGAAUAUCGCUACAGAAGGCAUCGGACUUGGACGUUACCUGGAUUAUACCGUGUACCUGAAGAACUAGUCCUCGUUCCUGCGGUAAUUAGCAUCAGUGUUUGUGUAUUAGCCUCAAAAGAAAAUUGUAGUUACAUUCGUGACGUGUGGUAAAGGAAAUCCUUUAAGGAGACUGUGCCUGAUCAAGUGGAUGUCGGUGUUAGUGCGCGGAAAAUGUCACACGUUCUCGUGAAUGCUUCGUGACGCCCUCAGGUGUUUGUGGUCUGAGCGCUGGUAACACACGUAUCGUUACGCCCUAAUCUUUCGGAUGUAUAACAUGACGACUAUUAGGAUUCCUCUGCAUCUAGUCCUCAGCAGUAUUAGUGAGAGCGAGGCCAGUGGAAGCAGCACGCUAGUGUCACCAGUACAACACCGUCGUCGGGCGAACCACGGCCUGCCCGCCAAGCAUCCUCAUCGCCGCAGGAAGGUGAGCGCACCGCCAGAGUUGCAGUCGCACUUUGGAGUUUCUCCACACACUCACUACGCCCACGCCCACACCCACGCCCACAACAUCCAAGGCCACGGCGGUGCGAAUCCCGACCACGCGGACACUUCCGCCAACUCCGAGUAUAUCCUGAAUUUCCCUGGACAUAAACACUUGUCGGGGACCUUCCACAGCGGCUCGGACUCUGGAGUACCGUCCGAGUAUUCUUCGUGGGCUGCUCCCGUGUCUGGAACCAUCCAUCGGGAGGGUUCCGCCCCUAGCGAGUUACCUUCGGGCUCUGCCAACGACCUCGCAAACCAACGCCAGCCGAUCGAUCCCCAGGAGGUGACUUUCUACCAGUCCGACUCCGACUGCGAGAGUUUGGACGGACUGCAGUCUCCUCAGAGGCAGCGUAAGCCUGGCGGUGGUAGAGGGAUGAGCAACCAAGGUUACGUUAAUACAGAACCCGCGCCAGUGGUGCUCCCCGUGGGCUCUCCUCCACCCUUCAAUCGCAUCCCAACGGAACCCAGCAUGAAUUCUCCACCUCCUUCUAUUUCGGGUAUGCCCAUGGGCCAUUCUCGUAGACACAGCAUGGUCCUCCAGCUCAACCUCCAGGGUGCUCCACCUCCGGUGCAUUCAAUGCCCCAUUCUACAAGAGGGCGGUCAGUUUCCAUGGUGUCAUUAAAUGCCAACCAGCCAAUGCCAAACAUGUAUCCCAGUCUACACGACACGCAGUCCAUGUACAGCGAGGUCGGCUACGGGCAACACGUUGGCUUCUCUGGCGGGCAUCAUAUGGAGUCUCAAGGGUCUCUCUCCGGCGGAGGGAUGAAGAUCGUGGACAGUCAACAAACACUAGUUGCUGGCCACAACGAACACGUCUCCAACCAUCCCGACAUGCUUGACCCGGACGCCCCACAACCCACUGAAGAAGGAGAGAAAAAAUCUAGGUUCCAGCUUACCUUAAGUAAAAAUAUGAGCAUAAUGUAUGCGGUAUUUUUGGUCUCGCUAGGAAUCGUCAUAUACUUAGCCGACACCUUCAGCGGCCACGAUUCAGCAAUAGCAGAGGGUUUCAACGUUUAUUUAAUUGUAGCACAAUUGGUGUGGUUAUUCUACGUCCAUGUAGAUGUCCGACGUUACGUCAACCUCAUCUCUAGAGCGCUUGAUGAGGCCAAGACGAAACAAGUCAACAAGGACGAACAGGUGCAGUUGGAGCCAACGGGUGACGGUCAGUACCAGCUGAGGAUCAACGUGCCGGAGGCCCCCAGGACCAUCCCCCAGCACUAUGGCUUCACCUCCGGCAGGCACGGUGGCUCCCUCUACCUGAAGAUUGGCGCUACAGUUUUCUGCCUGGGUUACCUGAUUCACACCGGUCUGAACCUUGGUCAGAAGAUCUUAUACCUGGCUGAGGACGAUCCUCUCUUUGACAACUGCACCUGCACCACUGACGUAGUCAUGUCCGUCCUCCAGCCUGUGUACGCCUUUUAUCAGCUCUUCUUCAUCUUCAAGUACUCCAACCUGAUAAUCAACCGUCGCCUAGUUUUGUCGAGAUUUGGCAUCAUGCACUGCAUCGCCUCCUCCUUGUGCUUCUGGAUCUAUACCAUCUUGCAAGAAACUCUCCAAGCGAUCUUCUUGAAAAAGCUUUCGGAGAAAUCCAACGCUGAAGCUUCGGCCGCCGCAAAGUUAGUAACGCCUGGUGAUGAGGACGACUCCGAUGAAAUGGAUGAAGAUGAUCUUAGCAACUUCACUGGCCGGAAGAUCUCAGCGGCCUCGGCUACCACUUGGUCCAUCAACUACGGUUGUGAGAAGGACACUCAUCUAUCCUCCAUGAUCAACACCACCACCCCGUACCUUUACCCGUUCAGCAUAGAGUUCAGCAUCCUGAUGGUCGGCUUGUGGAUCCUCCUCUGGGAGAACAUCGGCAAGUUCGAGCGACACACGCACAUCCCUUCCGUUGAGGUCACUUACGAAGAAGACAACAGCAAAUCUCUAACAUCCAACCUCAUCAUAUAUGUCGACUGCCACGCUUCUAACCGUGGACUGUUCGCUGGUCUGCUCAUGACUGUCGCUACAAUUAUAUCUAUCAUCCUCUUCUUCAUCUUUUCGACGUCUGAGGACACCAAGCAGCUGGGAUCUUAUGUCAACGGCAUCAGCGAAGUCGUCUUGCUCUCCUGUAUGUUAAUCACAGCUUUCAUCGCGUACAAUUCGAUACGAAUCCUGGACAUCAUAAAAGACAAACUGAGCAGCGUCGACGACAUCCUGUUGUACGUGUCUCUGCCUUGCAUCUUCCUCUACGCCUUCUUGAGCAUGGUGCCGGCUAUCAAGAAUGGCGAGGUGCUCUUAGCUACCGUCUCCAUCAUACAAGUGUGUCAGGUGAUACUACAGACGGCGCUCAUCUGCGAUGGUCUAAGGCGGUGCUCCAACUCGCAGAGGCUUCAGAACAAGAAGCCGGGCCGGGAGUUCCUCACCUACCUGGUGGUGGCCAACGUGGCCAUGUGGCUACUGCAGACCUUCGAGAUUAAGAGCGAAGAAGGCAACUCCGCUCUGUAUAAGUUCUACGGCAAGGAGCUGUGGACGUUACUCUCGCACUUGACACUGCCACUCGCUCUCUUCUACCGGUUCCACUCCUCAGUGUGUCUUGCGGACAUGUGGAAGGCGUCGUAUGAGGCCGAGGAGGGUCAUUAGAUGGAACCGUUGAGUCCCUAGAUUUUCCUAGGUUCCUCAUCUCUAGCAGCACCCCGCGCUGUGAGCCAUACUGUGCUGGGACGGGCUCACCAUGCUGGGAGGGACCCGCCACGCUGGCUGGGACCCACCAUGCUGAGAGAGACCCACCAUGCUGUGUGAGGAGGGACCUACCAUGUGGUACCCAACAUGCUAGAAAUCGAGGAGGGGCCCGCCAUGCUGCGCGAGGAGGGACCUACUAUGCUGUGUGGUAUCCAACAUGCUAGGGAUCGGGGAGGGACCCGCCAUGCUGUGCAAGGAGGGACCCACCCUAUGCAGUGGGGUGAGUUCGCACACGCCCAACCUCUCCCGCAGCGGCACCUCACGAAGCUCUGCAACGAGACAGAGAGGCACAACUUUGUCGGCGACCCCCAGAACGGUAGUGAACAUGAAGCACAUCUCUGGUUACCAAUAGACUAAUGAAGAGGAAAAAACAUAUUUCAAGCUAAUUCGAGCACCUGUGAGUGUGUCCUGGUGAGGCCAGGGAACCCCUCCGUCGCCUGCUGUACAUACUGGUCUGGGCGGGGCUGACCCGUUCCAGUUGCUCAUUUCUCUGUAUUUAUGAUGCCAUGCACUGGAUAAUGACAUCCUUGUGAUACGCUGGUCAAGUCGGCGCUGGCCUCGCCAACUCCAGGUGAGAAGACAGGUCAGGUCGACACACUAUUGUGAUAUGUAUAAACAGGAGGAGGAGUGUAGAGUAGUGUGAAGUACUUUAUUUAGCUGACAAAGGCUGGAGCCUGAAGGUCGGGCAUUACCUCUAUAUUUGUAUGUAAAUGUUGUAUUUAGUAUACAUAAUUAAGUUAUAAGCUCAAGUACAAGCGAUUCAUUGACGAAUAUAUAUAUAUAUACAUACAUAUAUAUAUUAUUGUACUUAUGCCAAAUAAAAUAAUAUUGAUUUAUAA
This is a messenger RNA of Procambarus clarkii (red swamp crayfish), 4203 nucleotides long. Its product is annotated as proton channel OtopLc. Gene Ontology annotation, molecular function: proton channel activity. Gene Ontology annotation, cellular component: membrane. The record is from RefSeq and is a predicted model, not a curated record. NCBI's taxonomy places the organism in Eukaryota, Metazoa, Arthropoda, Malacostraca, Decapoda, Cambaridae. Gene Ontology annotation, biological process: proton transmembrane transport.